AUGUUUAUCUAUAUGAGUAAAAAGAUUGCAAUACCUAAACAGUCAAAUGUGUCUUGUUUAUCUUGGAAUCACUCAUCCGGAUAUAUUGCUGUGGGUGGAGAGGAUGGAAUGUUAAAAGUUUUAAAAUUAGAAUCAGGUGGUGGCGGAAACCUAUCUAUGAAUCUUAGUUUGGAAGGCCACACAGGUCAGUUGUGUGUGGCUAUAUGGAAUGAGGUUUUUCAAAAACUGACUACUAGUGAUGAGCAUGGUGUAAUUAUUGUUUGGAUGCUUUACAAGGGAUCUUGGUAUGAAGAAAUGAUAAAUAAUAGAAAUAAAUCAACUGUAAAAAGUAUGGCUUGGGGCUCUGAUGGCCAAAAAAUCUGCAUAGCUUAUGAAGAUGGUGCAGUAAUAGUUGGAUCAGUAGAUGGUUCUAGAGUGUGGGGGAAAGAUAUCAAAGGCCCUGGACUUGCUGCUGUUCAGUGGUCACCUGAUAACACACAGCUGCUAUUUGCACUGUCCAAUGGCGAACUGCAUAUUUAUGAUGAUCAAGGCAACUUUACAAUGCCCGUGGCUAUUCAAAGCAUUUCAGGAUCAAUGGACGUUGUUUCGAUGGAUUGGUACUCCGGCAACGCACCAAGUAACCGACCUGUGCUAGCAAUAUGCUACAGAAGUGGAGUUAUUUUGCUAUUAAAAAAUUGCAACGAAGAAGGUAGUGCAUUAGUAGAAACGAACAUGUCCAUUAUAGAUUGCCACUGGAACCAUAAUGGAAGCAUCCUGGCUGCUGCCGGUUGUACAGCCGACAAGACCAAUGUAGUACAGUUCUUUGGUGCAUACGGAGAGCAUAUUCGUACAUUACGCGUGCCUGGAGGUUCAAUGAGAGCAUUGUCCUGGGAGAGGAAGUCCUUGCGUCUCGCUAUCGCCAUUGAUUCUUUUAUAUAUUUUGCAAACGUUAAAAUGGACCAUAAAUAUGCUUUCUAUGGAAAUACUUUAGCGUAUGUCUCAGGGAAUGAGACUGUGACCUUUUGGGAUACUGUAACUCAUCAGUCUUGGAUAAACCACAUUCCCGACGUUAUUGACAUGUGUGGAAUUGAUGAAUAUUGUGUUAUUGCUACUCUUGGAACACUUAUUAUAUCAAAUCAGCAAGGUAUCCAGUGUGAUGCAAAAACGGUGAAUAUACCUGUUAUUUAUGUGACAAUCAACAGUAAAGCUAUUGUGGUAGCUGCAUCCAAGGAAUCAUUUAUGACCUGGAAAUUCUCUACUCCAGCCAGACCCCGUGCUUCUGACCAGCUAUACCAUGCUGAUGGGUCACCGGUGACUUCUAAUGAUGGAGGAUUUCAAGAUGAUACAAUAUGCUGUAUUGCUUCUUCCGAUAGUCACUUAUUAGUCGGAAGAGAUUCAGGCUCUAUAUUAUUAUUCUCUUUAGUGAAUUUCAAGAAAAUAACGUCGAUCAAUAUGAAUUCGAAGCCUUAUAAGUUAGGGCUUAAUUCUAAUUCCAGUAAGUUUUAUGUGAUUGAUCAACCGGGAUCUCUAUAUUUAUUGGACACCGAUAUGGCGAAUAACAUAAGCAUCGGCCAAGCUUUAAGAAAAGAUGUUUGGAGCGCCCUUUGGGCGUCUGAUAACCCACAAAUGUUAGCAGUGGCAGAGAAAGCACGACUUUAUGUAAUGAGGGACACUGAACCUGAAGAACCUCUAACUAUGCAAGGAUAUCUUUGUAAGUUUAAGGAACUGGAAAUUACUUUUGCGCUAUUAGACAACGUGGAAGACAAGUGCACGCCUCAGCAUAUUGUAAGAGUUGAAGUUAAGUCCUUGAGAGAUACACGUCAGCUGAUUGAAAAAGUCGGAUUAAAGGAAGCAGAAAAAUUUAUAAAAGAUAAUCCUCAUCCUCAAUUAUGGCUAUUACUCGCAGAAGCUGCUUUAAAGAAUUUCGAAUCUGAGUCAGCUCUAGAGACGGCGGAAGCUGCCUUUGUUAGACGAAAUGACUAUGCGGGUAUAAAAUUUGUAUCGCGACUGAACGCUUUACAUUCAAACGCACUAAAAAAGGCAGAGAUUGCCGCUUAUUUUAAAGAUUUUGAUACUGCAGAGAAGAUAUAUCAUAACGAAGAUCGGCGUGACUUGGCCAUAGCUCUUCGAAAGCGUUUAGGACAUUGGUUUCGUGUGGUAGAACUAUUAAAGAUGUCAGCGAGUACCACAGAAGCACAGGUCAAGCAAGCCUACAGUAAUAUUGGUGACUACUAUAUUGAUAGACAAAAUUGGACCGGUGCCCUGGAAUACUACUCUAUGUCAAAUAAUACAGAAGGAUUGAAAAAAUGCCACAUGGCACUUGAAGAUAACGAGAGCCUGGCCAAAUUGUUCACAGGUUCUCCAAAAGCAUCCAAGGAAUUUGGCGCUCAGAAACAAAAUGCUAUAGAUGACUCUAGCUACAAUAUCAGCAAUGAGCCUUCAAUACAAGGUAUUAUGCAAUUGAAAGAAAGUGGAAGAUUAAUACAAGCUGCAGAAAUGGCUUUUCAAUUGGCAACUUUAGAGGCGUCCAAGAAAGGAUCACCUUUGAAGAUCAAGAAAUUGUUUAUCCUGGCUGGUCAUUUAUACAGUCAAGGUGGAGUAGAAGGGGCGCGCGGGCGCGAGGCGGUGCGGUGCUGGCGGCGCGCGGCGGCGGCGCACUGGGCGGCGGCGGCGGCGGCGCGCGCGCGCUCGUGCCCGCCGCGACACGACGCCGCGCUGCGCGCCGCCGCCCGCCUCGCGCACCACCACCAUUUGCUGCACGAAGCGCAGCAGAUCCAGGUUUGGUGUACAAUAGCAUCGAUAGCUAUUCAAGCACGAGCGUUUGAACUAUGUUCAAAGGCCCUAAUCAAAUUGGAAGCAGUUGAUUCUGAUACAUUCGAAAAUUUAGCAAUUGAGAUAUUUACAAGAUUCAAACCUAAAGAUGCUAAAGGAAACCACAUCGAGUGCUCAAGUUGUGAAGUUAGUAUGCCUGAAUGGAUGUCCACUUGCCCAGGAUGUGGAACUGAGUUCCCAGAAUGCGCGGUUUCUGGACGGGCGCUAGUAGCGCUACAUACAGUGUGGACGUGCAACACAUGUGGAGCGCACGCGCAACAACAUGAACUCGUCUUACGUCACUCCUGUCCUAUGUGUCAUGCUCAACUGUCGUAA
Arctia plantaginis is the source of this 3126-nucleotide messenger RNA. NCBI's taxonomy places the organism in Eukaryota, Metazoa, Arthropoda, Insecta, Lepidoptera, Erebidae. The record is from the annotation of a GenBank genome assembly.